AUGAAUGGGGAAACGUCGAAAAAAGUUACCUCAGCCGCACGAGAUUGUUGUUUGUGUAAGGAUAAAAUUCCCAGUCUUAAGGAGAAAGUGAAGAUCUUUCGCAAGAGUGAAUUGCAGAUUGGUGCGUUAAUUCAUCGCUCACUUGGAGUCGAUUUGGGUGUUUACACCGGCAGCGAGAACCUCGCGAUAUGUUCCUUGUGUUAUAACAUGUUGAAUGCCUACAACAAGGCCUUAAAAAAGUCAACCAGAUCGUUGAUGGCGUCAAGCAGAAAUUUGAAAGUAACGGACCUCUCCGUAUCAAAAGAUUAUCGAACUCCAACCCGUCGGCUGAAAUUUCAUGGGGACCACCAUAACCAGCAAGCUAUAAGCCUCCAGAUAAUGUUUGUGUGUCUGCUUUUACAAAGCUUCCGCCAGUUUUUGGUUUUGGUGCCAUUAGCCCAAUCGCUCGACUCUCGAUUUUUUGAGCACCAAAUUGUGUAG
Molecule: messenger RNA, 480 nt
Organism: Porites lobata
Lineage: Eukaryota; Metazoa; Cnidaria; Anthozoa; Scleractinia; Poritidae
Source: the annotation of a GenBank genome assembly